AUGAUGAAAUCAGUACUCAAUAAGUUGAAGGGUCCAACUUCCGAGUUGAUACACAACAAGACAUUUCAAAAUUCAAAUAUUAUGAUCACAAGAACAUUUAAAUGUAAUUUAAUUCAAUUAAAAGUGGAUAAUCAAGGGAAGGAAAAUAAUUAUUUUAUUGCUUCAAGCCAACUGCGAAUUUAUCCCGAUAAUUUUUCAUACCCUCUAGAUGAUAAUGGAAAUUAUGCAAUUUUACAAUUUUCCAAAGAUUCAGAGAGUGGUGUGUAUGAAUUUUAUCAUGUUGAAGUACCAGUAGCUUUCAAAGGAAAGGGAAUUGCAAUGCCGUUUGCAAAGGCUUGUUUUGAUCAUGCACUGGAAAAUAAUUGGAAGGUCAAGGUAACUUGUACCUAUUUGAAGUGGAAGUUUUUAGAGAAGUAUUAUGAUACUUACGAGAGAAUUCUCGUAGACUAG
Molecule: messenger RNA, 450 nt
Organism: Naegleria gruberi
Lineage: Eukaryota; Heterolobosea; Eutetramitea; Acrasida; Naegleriidae
Exons: 1
Coding region: 1-450 (149 amino acids)
Source: RefSeq, a predicted model, not a curated record